Rhinichthys klamathensis goyatoka is the source of this 922-nucleotide messenger RNA. RefSeq names its product glutathione S-transferase pi 1.2 (gene gstp1.2). The transcript is spliced from 7 exons. Gene Ontology annotation, biological process: glutathione metabolic process. The record is from RefSeq and is a predicted model, not a curated record. The coding region runs from base 100 to 726 and encodes 208 amino acids. Gene Ontology annotation, molecular function: glutathione transferase activity. Gene Ontology annotation, cellular component: cytosol. Lineage: Eukaryota; Metazoa; Chordata; Actinopteri; Cypriniformes; Leuciscidae.
AGGAGGGUUUAUAAAAGGAGCCUCGAGUCGCGCGCACUUCACUUCACUUCAGGAACAGCGCGUGCACAAGUCUUCAACCCGCACGAGAUCUACUACACGAUGGCUCCCUACACACUCACAUACUUCGCGGUCAAAGGCAGAUGUGGAGCCUUGAAGAUGAUGCUGGCCGACUAUGGGCAGCAACUGAAGGAGAACCUGGUGACCUUUGACGAUUGGAUGAAGGGGGAUAUAAAAGCCAGCUGUCUCUUUGGACAGUUGCCUAAAUUCCAGGAUGGGGACCUGGUCCUGUAUCAGUCCAAUACCAUGCUGAGGCAUUUGGGUCGCAAACAUGGUGCAUAUGGAAAAAACGACUGCGAGGCUUCUCUUAUCGACAUGAUGAACGACAGCGUUGAGGAUCUGCGCCUAAAAUAUAUUAAGCUGAUCUACCAGGAAUACGAGACUGGUAAAGAAGCGUUCAUCAAAGAUCUGGCCAACCAUCUCAAACCAUUUGAAGCCAUUCUGGCCAAAAACAAAUCUGGCUUCCUGGUCGGUGAUCAGAUCUCAUUUGCGGACUACAACCUGUUCGACCUUCUGCUGAAUCUUAAAGUCCUUUCCUCCACCUGUCUGGACUCCUUCCCAGCGCUCAAGAGCUUCGUGGAUAAGACUUCAGCCCGGCCCAAAGUCAAAGCCCUGCUGGAGUCUGACGACUUCAAGAAAAUGCCCAUCAAUGGCAAUGGCAAACAGUAAUUCCUCAGCUCUACACAACAUUCUCAAACAACGGCACUUUCUGUUAAAAGGCCUUAACUGGUGCUCUGUGAUUUAGCUAAAUAUCUCACGUCUUUGUAGGAAUAUGUAUUUUGUAUCUUUAACUGUUUUUGAUGGUGUUUACUAACAGAAACUAGUGUCAAUUAUUAUGAAUAAAAAAAAAAUUAAACAUCCAGAA